This is a messenger RNA of Nothobranchius furzeri (turquoise killifish), 3618 nucleotides long. RefSeq names its product leucine rich repeat containing 52 (gene lrrc52). Gene Ontology annotation, molecular function: voltage-gated potassium channel activity; potassium channel activator activity; transmembrane transporter binding. Lineage: Eukaryota; Metazoa; Chordata; Actinopteri; Cyprinodontiformes; Nothobranchiidae. The record is from RefSeq and is a predicted model, not a curated record. Gene Ontology annotation, cellular component: voltage-gated potassium channel complex.
GCUCCUGCAGCAGAGAGGGGACGCGCGGAGGAGCAUCAUUACAGCGCGGCAGUCAGAGCCGAGUGGAGGGAAGGACGCGCUCUCUCUCCUCAGCCAGCUGGACCUCCACACACAACAGACCCACGGAAACACACCAUCACGAGGACACGUGAGCCUCUGCUGAAGGUUUGUACGAGUCCGGGAUUGUGGAGAGGAACGUUGUGUGUUGGUGAUUGUUUGGAAACUAAAAAAAUGCACUCUGCUGGAGACGGCUGAUGCAGCUCAAAGAUGAGACCGGAAGGAGCGUCAGCCAACAUCCAGGUGUGUUUUGGUCUUCAGGUGGGAUCAAGUACGGCGGGCUACUUGAGUUUCACGCGUCUCUCGGUCACCUUCUGAAAUGAUGUCUCGUGGCGACGUGCGCUGCGCGCCAGCGUGCGUGUGAGUGGCUGACCGACAGUCUCCCUCUCGAGAGAGGCUGGUACAAGCAGCCCGGCUGUGAGGCAGCGACAGCGGGACCCCCAGAGCAGGCAGCACCCACCUUCUGUCCCAGCUCCGCACGCCCAGGCAGGAUGUCCGGGAAGCGCCGGGGAGUGCUGGUCCAGCUCAGCCCGAGUUCAUGACGCUCCGGGCCGCUUCGUCAUGCGUUUUUUGCCCGAACUCAGUGCCCAGUCCCUCCGGCUCAUCGUCUUCUUCAUCUUCGUGAUGGGGGUGGCUCCGUCUCCGGCUCUCACAGCCGGCUGCCCGGACAGAUGCGUGUGCGACGAGCAGCUGGUGGUCCAGUGCGCCGGGCAGGAUCUCACCCUGUUCCCCAUCGACCUGCCCCUGGCCACCCGGCAGCUCAUCAUCUCCAACAACCGCAUCGGGGACUUGCCGGCUCUGCAGCUCAACUACCUGUCCGACCUGGUCUACCUGGACUGUAGCAACAACUCAAUAACAGAAAUCUCCGAGUCCACUUUCGGAAACUUGCGGAAACUCGCCUACCUGGACAUGUCUUUUAACACCCUGCUGCAGAUCGAAGACCGGACUUUCGGGCCCCUGGCGUCUCUGGUGAUGCUCCGGCUGACGGAUAAUCCGAACUUGGGGGAGAUCCACCCGGACGCAUUUUCGGAGAACAUUGCUCUGCAGGUUCUUGAUGUGAGUCGGAACAACCUGACAAUCCUGAACAUCAGCAGCUUGAUUGCACUGCCCGUUCUGCGCUCUCUGGGCCUCAGUGGGAACCCCUGGAGGUGCGACUGUGACACUGAGGACCUCUGUCUCUGGGUGCAAAUUGAGGGAUACAAGUUCCAAGAUGAAGGCCAGACAGUUUGCUACAACCCCCCAGAGCUGGCGGGCCAGCGGUUGGCGGAGGUGGGCAUGCAGCUGCGGGCGGACUGCCACCAGGGCCUUGGCUAUUGGGACUACCUCUUCUUCAUCGCCAUUGGCUUUGUCAUCUUCUCGGCCGGGACAGUGUCAGCGUGGGUGAUGGGUGUGUUAAUGGUGUUGUACGAGCGCUACAGCAAGAGGAAGAGUGAGGAAGUGGACAGUGAUGAUGAGGACGACAGGGGAGGAGGAGGUGGAGGAGGGAACCAGGGGAACGGGGAUCUGAGCAAACCUGGCAUGCAGGUGUGACAGACUGAUGAAGAGACUGAAUCAGGAGUGAUGAGAGGAGUUCAAAUGCACCUGUUGAUGGACUGAGACCUGCCUGUCUCUCCUUGUUACAGAUUUUAAUAUGACAAUAUGCUCUUACACAUGAGUGUGUGUGUGUGUGUGUGUGUGUGUGUGUGUGUGUGUGUGUGUGUGUGUGUGUGUGUGUGUGUGUGUGUGUGUGUGUGUGUGUGUGUGUGUGUGUGUGUGUGUGUGUGUGUGUGUGUGUGUGAGAGAGAGAGAGAGAGAGAGAGAGAGAGAGAGAGAGAGAGAGAGAGAGAGAGAGAGAGAGAGAGAGAGAGAGAGAGAGAGAGAGAGACUGCAAUAAGGAUGCCUUCCUGUCAGAGAAAAACAGAAUGACCUCUGAGAAUAUUGAGAGCAAUAACAUUCACAUAGAGUGUGUUCCUGCAUACAAUGUAAAGUGCUCUUGAGGAACACCUUAUAAAUAUUUAUUACAACAUGACAUGAAGUGUGCAUGGCAAAUUCAACAAACACACACACGCAAAACGUUCAUGAAAUGUAGAUCAAAUGUUUUGGCGGGACACUGAUGCCUUAUCUCUGCAACAGCUAAGAGAAAAAAAUGGGUUCAUUUCUUUAUUUUAAAAUGUCUUUUUUCUGGAUGAUAUAAGGCAGCCCACUUCUCACUAAAACCAGUAUCUCACUGCGCCGCUCUCAACAGAUUUGCAUGGGGGGGGGGUGUCAAAAUGUUUCCAAACAUGCAGGAAGCUUUCUGAUUUUCUUUUGUGGUUUGCAGAGAAAAACAUUUUUCUCUCAAAGUACUCAAAUAGUUAGAAAAUAUCAGGAACGUAGUCGGUUUAGUUUCUGUGAGGCAGAAAUUGAAAAAAGAUGUAACUACUUUACAAGAAGAUGGUGACAAAAUUUGUGACUGGAGACAAGUAAAGAGAAUUUGACAUUUCAGGCUUGAGCCAGACUUGUCUCAGACUUAUCUCAGACUUGUCUCACACUUAUCUCAGACUUAUCUCAGACUUAUCUCAGACUUAUCUCAGACUUGUCUCAGACUUAUCUCAGACUUAUCUCAGACUUAUCUCAGACUUGUCUCAGACUUAUCUCAGACUUGUCUCAGACUUAUCUCAGACUUAUCUCAGACUUAUCUCAGACUUAUCUCAGACUUAUCUCAGACUUAUCUCAGACUUGUCUCAGACUUAUCUCAGACUUAUCUCAGACUUAUCUCAGACUUGUCUCAGACUUAUCUCAGACUUGUCUCAGACUUAUCUCAGACUUGUCUCAGACUUAUCUCAGACUUAUCUCAGACUUAUCUCAGACUUGUCUCAGACUUGUCUCACACUUAUCUCAGACUUAUCUCAGACUUAUCUCAGACUUAUCUCAGACUUGUCUCAGACUUAUCUCAGACUUGUCUCAGACUUAUCUCAGACUUGUCUCAGACUUAUCUCAGACUUAUCUCAGACUUAUCUCAGACUUGUCUCAGACUUGUCUCAGACUUCCAUGGGAAUCAUAAAAAACAGCAAAAGUUGUGACCAAAAUCAGACACAAUUAUGACACUUGAGUGAAUUGCUAUGAGAAACAGCAUGAUUGAUGCAGAGCUAAUGCAGUUUUUUAGCAGUUUUAUCAAAAGUGUCAUGAGAGCAAAUUCACUGAGAUUCCAAGAGAAAAUGUGCAAACUUUGCUUCAGAUUUGGGUCUCUAACUAGUUGCUAACAGUCAACGGCCCAAUCAGAUGCUGGCGUUAAAAACAGAGUCUGUCCACAGAGGUGCAUUCUAGAGUACUCGUGCUAGACAAAUCCAGAAUUAUGUGAAUGUACAACAAGUGAAAAAAAUUAUUCACAACAUACUGAAACUGAACAACAUCAGUAGUUCUGAGAGUUUAGGUGAAAAAGCACCUUGUGGAGUUUUCUACCAGUUUUUGCUGCUGAAUUUUGUUGUUUUGUUAGGUCAGAUUGUUGGCCAUUAGCUAAAAGAUUAAACUCACUAAGUAACUCAAAGUGUGCUGUUUUAAACAUUUAAUCAUAUCCUAAUGAUUCAGGUGUGUGUGUGUGUG